AUGUUUCAUCCCUACGCUGGCACGCUUCUUGGCAAGCAGCAACUCGGAGAGGAGUUCUUUUGGGAGCAUGCUGCUGGCGAUGUGACCCUUGAUCUUGCGUUGCCCUUGGCUUCAACGGUGAGGUCGUGCCAUGGCCGAUGCUUCCAAACAAUUCCGGUGCUCGUGUUGCUGCGGCGAAAGGUUCGGCUCGCUCUUGCACUUGGGCAUACUUGGGCCAUGUCGGGCCGCCGCCGCUUCUUCUGGGCCCGAGUGCGGUCGGCUGUGCAAGGCGCCAAAAGCGAGACCCUCACAGGGACAUCUACAUUGCUCGACAGCAGCCACUUUGAGUUCGCCGCUUGCCGGAGGCGCGCGCGCCCCGCGCCCCAACCUGGCCUCUGUGGGUCGUCACCUUCGCGGCUCCUGACGGCAUCGACCACGAAUCUGGAUCGGCCCUGUCAAUGA
This is a messenger RNA of Symbiodinium natans, 441 nucleotides long. The record is from the annotation of a GenBank genome assembly. NCBI's taxonomy places the organism in Eukaryota, Dinophyceae, Suessiales, Symbiodiniaceae.